Molecule: messenger RNA, 1171 nt
Organism: Cuscuta epithymum
Lineage: Eukaryota; Viridiplantae; Streptophyta; Magnoliopsida; Solanales; Convolvulaceae
Source: the annotation of a GenBank genome assembly
CCAAGCUACAGCAAGAAGAGAAAGAAAACUCUUCUUCUUCCUUCCUCCAUUGUUGAAGAGAGCUCAUCAAAGAAGAAUCACCCAAAAAGGAGCUAAAGUGCUAAAAGUGUGAAAUAAUUAAGGCACUUGUAAAGGGUAUUUCAAGUGAUUUCACAAAGUUGGAAAAGUCGCCGGAGUUGUCGCCGGAGUUGACCAAAAGACGCCGGAGUUUCACCGGAGUUCAACCAAGAAGGGUGGAACUUCAUAACACUAGUUCAAGGUUGAAGCUAGGGCUUGCUACUUGCACCUUCUCACGGGUGGUAUCAAAUCAGGAAGACGUGAAAUGGAGGGCAGGCGAAUGCGGACCAGGAACAAUCCGAGGGGGCAGGCGCCGGUAACAUCCCAAAGGGGAAGCCGGGCUGCAUCUCGGGGUUCAAGAGGAGGCCGUGGAGGCCGUGGAAGCCGUGGAGGUCAUCAAGCUCAAACUGUGAGUGAUGGCCAUGUAAGCUCGGUGUAUGAAACCAACACCGAAGACUACGACUCUACAUAUGUUCCGGAAACGGAGCACGAGGAGACCCCAUAUGAUGGGGGUGACACAUACACCGAUGAUGAUGAUGAAGAGAGUGAUGCCAAGUUCGCCCAAAUGGGCGAAUUGCUUGAGUGGUAUCAAAAAGAAAAGCUGAGGAGAGACCUUAGGCGCCAAGCAAGGCGUGGCUCUCGCGGUGGUUCGGGUCAAGGAAGCCGGGGAGCUUCAAGAGCCACUCCCGUGGCGCCACACGAUGGGCGUGAAGGAGGGUUUUGUGUGAGAAUCUCCAAGUACCUCAAGGAGGCUAGGGCCUUGGGGUGUAAGUCCUUUGACGGCACCGGUGACAUUACCGUUGCCGCCGAUUGGAUAAAGAAGGUGAAGGAUGCGGCAAAGGACAUGCAAAUUUCACCGGACGUGAAGUUGACUGUUGCUUCACGGCUGCUUGAGGGGAUAGCUUCCACGUGGUGGGAGAGUGUGGAAGGAAAAUACCAUGGGGAGGUCUCAUGGUUGAACUUUGAGCAGGAGUUUUAUGACCAAUACUACACUGACUAUGAGAAAAAUGUCAAGCGUAGGGAGUACACCAACCUCAAACAGAAGGAGGGUGUGUCUGUUAAACAACUGGAGCAAGAUUUUAGAACCUUGGCUAGGUUCUUACCGGAGUACGCG